This is a messenger RNA of Ictalurus punctatus (channel catfish), 1711 nucleotides long. RefSeq names its product heat shock protein, alpha-crystallin-related, b12 (gene hspb12). Bases 273 to 830 code for a protein of 185 amino acids. The record is from RefSeq and is a predicted model, not a curated record. The transcript is spliced from 3 exons. NCBI's taxonomy places the organism in Eukaryota, Metazoa, Chordata, Actinopteri, Siluriformes, Ictaluridae.
UGUAGAAACAGCAGGUUGGGGGACAGCGUAAACGAGAUGUGAUGGUCGGUUGGUUCCUGUGUAUCUCCCGCUCUUUUAGAAGUGUCUUCUGAAGAGCUUUUUCCACGUCUUAUCAGCUCUUCGGUUAUUCCGGGAGCUCCUGUGCCAGAGUGAGGCCAUGUAUGGAGACAGGAAAAGCACCGUUUAGACCCACAAUGCACCGGGGCAUGGGUUAAAUCAGACCCGCAAAGUUCUCCAGCUCCAACAGUCCAGCUUCUGGUUCAUCCAGUACAAUGACCUCCCUGACCAGCUGCUCUUCCUCUCGCUCGUCCUCAUCCUCGUUCCGUUCUUCAGCGAGGUACAGCUGCAGCAGUGUCACGUCCAUCCAAACAGAAGCUUCCUCUCCUCCUCCAGAUCCCCUCUUCAUGCCUUUCUUGGAUCAGAGAGUGACGGCGCUUUUUGGGGGUCACGAACGCGACUCGGAGUCGUUCAUGAGCGAGAGAGAAACGUUCGGAGGUUGCCAGGGAGACAGGAAAUCCCACACGGGGGGUUACCAAGGUGACUGGAGGCAUGGAGACACACACGGAGCAAUCUGGGUGGACGAUCAUUAUUACAUGUCAGCGGACGUCAGUCGAUUUGAGCCGCAUGAUAUAGUGGUGAUGGCCUUCAACAGCAGCGUCGUCAUUCACGCUGAGAAAGUUGGAGACGAUGGCUGUGUCACAGACAAAUUUACCCACAAGUCUUCGCUGCCAGAGGACAUGGACCCUCUGUCUGUAAGCGGGACUCUGACGGCGGAGGGUGUGCUCGUGAUCAGCGUGAAAAGCACGUCCAGAUCCCAGUCACGUCCCUGACCUUCUGACUCGCCUCUGACUUCUGGCCACCACAAAAAUACAAACAACACAAUGUCAAGAAGGAAAAAGAAAAGAUAAGCAAAUAAACAAACAAACAAAAAAACAAAAAAAAACAGAUACAGUGCAACACAGUGCUAAGAAAUGUUUGAAUCAACAUGGUGUACUACUGUAUUAGCACAGCUAGCAUUAGCACUGUGAAAAUCUAUCUAUAUUAAGUUGUGUUAAUGAUUAAAUGAAUGCAUUACUUAUUCGGCACAGGCUAGUUUUCAGUAGCGCUUAGCAUGCUCACUUAUCAGUUCCAAAAGUAGCCUUCUUAUAUUUUUUGCUUCAUCCGAAAAUUAGUUUUUGGAUGAUAUUUAAAAUAUAGCCCAAAUUAGCUGCAUGUAACGUACAAUUAGCAUGUUCUCCAUUAGUGAUUACUGACUUCCUGGUUUUAAAAGGUAAUGUAACCACAAAUCUACAUGUGUUAUUUAUAGUUUAAGUGAAAUAAACUUUACAAAAACAUGCUAACAAUGCUAAAGAUGGAUUUAAGCUAGCAGCGAUCACGUAGCUCAGUUAGCACAGCUAACUUGAUGCACAUGAAGUAAUGCUGACUUUGUAACUACAGAUAUUGUACAGAUGUUCGCUAACUCCUGACUGGAUUUAAAAGGAAAUGGAUUUAUUCCACUGAAUAAGUGAUUUUUACCCAAAACAUGCUAACAAUGCUAAUGAUGGGUUUUCGCUAGCAGAGAGCAAGUUAGCGGAGUUAGCGUACGUAGCAUGAUGCAAACGAAGGCAUGCGGAGUAACUGUAGCUAUUCUAACCAUGUUGUUAGCUAUCAUACAACACACAAUUGAAUGUUUUGUACUUUUAUACUAUGAAGAAAUAUGAAACAAAUAUUA